Thalassophryne amazonica is the source of this 999-nucleotide messenger RNA. RefSeq names its product transcription factor HES-5-like. Gene Ontology annotation, molecular function: protein dimerization activity; DNA-binding transcription factor activity, RNA polymerase II-specific; RNA polymerase II cis-regulatory region sequence-specific DNA binding. The transcript is spliced from 2 exons. Bases 90 to 611 code for a protein of 173 amino acids. The record is from RefSeq and is a predicted model, not a curated record. Gene Ontology annotation, biological process: regulation of transcription by RNA polymerase II; regulation of neurogenesis; anterior/posterior pattern specification. NCBI's taxonomy places the organism in Eukaryota, Metazoa, Chordata, Actinopteri, Batrachoidiformes, Batrachoididae. Gene Ontology annotation, cellular component: nucleus.
UGUGUCGGCCUCGCCCACCGGCCUCAGAGUGUGGGAAAGCUAAUCCUGGCCGGCACUCAUGCCUUUGUAAUGCUAAUGUCCAGCUAUAAAUGGAGAAGAGGGAUCGUCAUCGCUCAGCUCUCAGCCAGAAGCUGCACUGCACCAGAAUGGCUCCAAGCACCACCAGAGACUCUCCCAUCGCAAUGCUGUCCAGCAAAGACAGGCACAAACUGAGGAAGCCGGUCGUGGAGAAGAUGAGGCGAGAUCGCAUCAACAGCUGCAUCGAGCAGCUCAAAGUCCUGCUGGAGAAGGAGUUCCACAAGCAGGAUCCCAACGCCAAGCUGGAGAAGGCCGACGUCCUGGAGAUGACGGUGGUGUUCCUGAAGCAGCAGCUGCAGCCUCAGGGCUCAGACCACGGUGAGGGCUACUCCCGCUGCUGGAAGGAGACCCUGCACUUUCUGACCGCCAACACCUUGAAGGAGGCGAUGCUGCCGCACCUCCGUUACGUCCACUCUGCUCACAGAGCCGACCACGACACCUCCUCCACAUGUGCCGUCUCCUCCCAGAUUCAAGUCCAGGUUCCAGCGAAGCACCUUUCCAGCCCAACCAAAGCAGUAUGGAGGCCGUGGUAGAUGAUCCACACCAUCUUCCUCACACCGGAUGGCUGUCGCCCAUCGUGAAUGUCGUAGGAAAUUUGUUUUCCGCUUACAUUUUGGUGUUUCAAAUGAUUUUUUGUUGUUGUCUUCCCUUUGGAAAUGUUUGGUGCUGUUUAAUCUGUGCUCUGUUGAUGCACUCAGAUCCUUGUGUUUCCAGCAAGGAUUGAUUGUUGAGAUGAUGUCUCUUUACUUUAAUGGUUGCUAAGGCAACUGAAAAUGAGCCAAACGUCCUCAUUUACUUUCUACCAUUCUAUUUAGAUGAUGUUUUUAUGUGUUAAAUACCUUUUGUGAAGGUUUUGUUGGGAUUCCAGGUGUCCCAAAGUGGCACUUUUUUUUUUUGUGCACCAACAUAAUCUAACACUGU